CUCUCUCUCUCUCUAGUUCAUUUAGUCAAAGCCACCAUAACAGACUGCAUCGUCGGAGCCUGAUCCUUCUUCAUUAUACCCAGCGACGAACUUAGCCGAAAGCCAUCGCCUUUUUCGUCGUCGUCGUCUUUGUCUCCGGCAGAAUCACACCUAAAAAUACAAAUAAGCGCAAAGAAGCAGGAAAGUUUAAAUAAUGGUGGGGACUGUUGGGUUGUAUGAACCUGAUACGUACAUGGAAGCUCGGCCAACAUACCCACUUGAAUGGUAUUCAAAGCUGGCAGCUCUCACUCCUCACCACAACUUGGCUUGGGACGUUGGCACGGGCAAUGGCCAAGCUGCUAUUGGGGUGUCUGAGCACUACAAGCAAGUGAUUGCAACGGAUGUAAACAUGGCCCAGCUAGAGCGAGCUACUCCCCAUCCUCGAGUCCGAUACCUCCACACUCCUCAAACCAUGAAUGACAACGAAUUAGUGUCGUUGAUUGGGGGAGAAAAUUCUGUGGAUCUAAUAACCGUUGCAACAGCAGUUCAUUGGUUCGACCUUUCACACUUCUAUUCUAUUGUUUCUCGGGUUUUGCGCAAGCCAGGAGGAGUGCUUGCUGUUUGGUGCUACUUUGACAUGGCUGUGAGCCCCGAAUUCGACUCCCUCUUCAAAAAAUUUCACGACUCAUUGCUGCCGUUUUGGCCCAAGGAAGUCAGAGACUACGUGCAUGAGGGUUACAAAACGUUGCCGUUUCCAUUUGAGAGUGUUGGGUUAGGUUCUGAGGGGAAUCCACUGCCCUUGGAGAUACAUAAACAACUUUCUUUGAAUGGAAUUUUGAAGCUGUUCAGGUCUUUCUCUCCUGUCAAUGUGGCUAAGAGCCAGGGUCUGGAUUUGUUAUCCCCAGAGGUGGUUAAAGGCUUUGAGAAUGCUUGGGAUGGACCUCUUACUUCGGUCAGGGAUGUUACCUACAAAGCUUUUAUGCUAGCUGGAAAGGUAAAGGAAAGGCGAAGGCUGAACAGGAAUGAACCUGAGCUCGGGUGAGAUUGUACAUGUCAAGCGGCGCGACCUGGAGUGUUCGGUCUCGGGACAUCUGGGAAUUAUAUUUUGAAAGUCGCUGUGCGACCUGAGAAAUAUGUAUUUUGAAAUGUAAAGUUUAAAAAGUAAAUUUACGAAGUUUGAAAUCGGGAUCCCGGGAUUUGUAAAUAUUAUAUUAUAUUACAAAGUUUAAUAUUUAAAGUAAUAGUUUUAAUUUGACACGUUUUUCAAGAAAUUUCUUUGAUCAAGAAAGAUUGCACAAUAAUUGAAAAAGCACUGUAGCGUGCCUUAGCAUUAGGGCGUUACACGUGUUGUUUGUCCGAAAUGUGAAGAACACAAGCCAAUCCAAGCACAUUAAGGACAAGAUGGGAUUGCAUGUAUAUACAAUCUAUCUUGAGGGAGGAGUAUUAAGAUUAUGAGUUUAGUAUAUCAGUUAGUUAGCUAAAGUGUUUGAUUGAUUAAGAGCUAUUAUGUUAGUUAUAAGUUAGUUGUUAGCUUUUGGUGAAGUGAUACAGUUACUUAGUUUGUUACCUCUUUGUAUAUAAACCAGACUCUGUAUCAUUUUUGCUCAAAUGAAUCAAUAAAAAGCGAUUUGUUUUUCUUUUA
Cannabis sativa is the source of this 1621-nucleotide messenger RNA. RefSeq lists its product as uncharacterized. Gene Ontology annotation, molecular function: S-adenosylmethionine-dependent methyltransferase activity. The record is from RefSeq and is a predicted model, not a curated record. The transcript is spliced from 4 exons. Bases 194 to 1021 code for a protein of 275 amino acids. Lineage: Eukaryota; Viridiplantae; Streptophyta; Magnoliopsida; Rosales; Cannabaceae.